Messenger RNA from Tigriopus californicus, 6231 nucleotides. Its product is annotated as mucin-2-like. The transcript has 7 exons. Gene Ontology annotation, biological process: signal transduction. The record is from RefSeq and is a predicted model, not a curated record. NCBI's taxonomy places the organism in Eukaryota, Metazoa, Arthropoda, Copepoda, Harpacticoida, Harpacticidae. Gene Ontology annotation, molecular function: GTPase activator activity. The coding region runs from base 2073 to 4214 and encodes 713 amino acids.
GCGCCAUUCAGUUCUGACCACAUUCGUGUCCCUCUUCGGGACACUUCUCACUUGAUAAAGGCGGAAGUGUGAUCUGAGCGUCAGUCGAGCUACUAAUCCAAAGAACGGGACCCACUGAGCGGAGAGGGUGCUCGAGCAAGACGGAGAGUGAGAGUUCUUCUCGGCUGUGUAUUCCGCCUCUCUGUGGGUGCAACUCCCUGCCCACUGCCCACUGCCCACUGCCCAACACCCUAAACUUCCAACUCUCGAUCGAGUGACUGGAGCCCUGUUCCACGUCCGCCAGCACACUCCACUGGAUCCAUACAUGUGCCCGUAGCACGUCCUCCUCCUCCCACCCUCCUUCCCACCCUUCCUCUAAUUGUUUCGUCUGUUCGUCGUUGAGGUUGGUGUGGGCGAGGCCCAGGCGAGUGUUCCCCCGUGCGAGGAUGAUGACGAUGAUGAUGACCCGAUUGUGCUCGUUGCUUUAGCCUUGACAAGGAACCGCUGGAAACGGUCUUUGCUCGAAUCCUCGCUUUCAUCUCUCGCCUCAAGGUCGUCGUCGUUGUCGCCGUCGUAGUGGGUUGUUUCUUGUUCUUUGUGGUCUUCGUUGUCGUCGUCUUCCUCGUCGUCGUCCUCGUCGUCGUCCUCGCUCUGGUUGUGUGUGGGGAAGAAGGGUGAGGCCAAUUUGGUCGACGUGGAGGAAGAGCCCGAGCUUUACAUGCCUUUGGCCUGGCCAUUGAUGAGGAGCUCCUUCAGCUACAGAACCUCCUCCUGAGCCCAAGACUGAUCCAAGUGGAUUGGCGGCCUUCGCCUUGCGGCCAAGGGGAGGGAGGAUAACAUAGUCUCCGGUCGGUGGUGUGCAGGAAAGAGAGGAAGGGGAGGGAGAAGAAGAAAGCGAGGCCACCGUCGACUUUCGAUCAAGUUGGGCCAUGGACGGCAGGAGCGGCGGCCACUGAUCCUUGGUGCCCUCGUCCACGACGACAGUUGUCUUGAUUGGCCUCGCUCGAGCUACAAGCCGUCCUCGUCCGUUGCAUCAAUUUGAAGGCCUUGUGGAAUUGGCUCAAGUAGUAGUGGUAGUAGCAUUACUCAGCAGCGAUCGGAGAAGUAGAACCCCACCAGCCUCUCCAAUUUUUGAGAUUCGUCUUCUUUUUCCUCUUGUUCAUCCUCAUCUCCCCCCAGACGAACACCACCAACACCAACACGGCACCACCAGUUCGCUCGUUCGCUCGUUCCUUCGUUCGCUCGCUCGUUCGCUCGUCUACAUGCUCACUAGUGCCGAGGCGAAAUAGAGGGACGAGAACAAGAGGGACUUGGGAUCAUCAUUUUCAUCAUCCUCAUCCUCGCUGAUCGAGGCCAAAGAACGACGAGUAGAAUUAGGACGGGGGAAUCAAUUUUGAGUCUGGGAAGACCAAACUAAGGAAGGAACGUGUUGGUGGAUCAAACCAUGCUCGGGGUGCCCCAAAGCUAACGAGCCAUGGCAGCCGUCCGGUGGUGUGGCAUACCAUUGCAAAGCAACACCACGGUUCAUUCGGGGUGAAGUCCUCCCACCCUCAGGGCAUAACGAGCUCUAUCCCGUGUGCCUGUGUGUUUUCAUGUGUGUGCGUGUGUAUUUGUGGGUUCGAAAGACGGCCGUCCAGCAUUCAUCCAACUUUCGGGUUGGUCAUCUUGACGCGUUCAUAACAACUCUGAAGCCAAUAUGCAUUGCUUCCUUUGAGUGAGGUCAACUUGUGCCAGGCCUUUGGCUUUGGUCCCAAAGGCGGUCAUUUUCCUCCGAUUCUACCUCCUCCGUCACAACGGGCACCUCCCAGCGCCGCAAUUCCACCACCCACCCACCACAACCAAGGGCACCCGUGGGUCCGGAGGGGCGUGGUGUUGCGGGCUCCCCCAAUCGGGUCCGCCGGCGAGGGUCGGUCGGAUUCUUUGGCCGUUUGCCCUCACUGGUGGUCGCCGUGGAAGGCUCGUCGACCCCGAGAGCAUUCAAUCGAUCUUCGUCGUUGAAUAGUUCCCUGUCCUCUUGGUUGUUAUCCCCAUACCAGGAACCGACUUGUCGUGGCCAAUGCCCGGUAUACGGCGAAGGCGGAGCCGUUGGAAGUAUGUCUAGUUGGGGGGAGCGGAUGGCUUCUGUGGUAUCAGCAUGUGGGCCGAGGCUCUCGGCCACCCACCCGGGAAUCCCCUAUCAUCGCCGACUAGAAAAGGUCAAAUUUGGUGUGCCAUUGGAACAAGUAUGUAAGAAGGACAUUCCUGGACCCUUACUGGUCAUGCUCCUCAAAUUGAACAAGGAGGGACCGUGCAAAAAGGAUGUCUUCCGAGCUCCCGGACAUCAAGGCAGCAUGAGGAAACUCAUUCAUUUCCUGCAACAAGGCAGGCUCGUUAACAUCCACAGUUUCUCGGUGAAUACAAUUGCCUCUGUUCUCAAGAAGUUCCUUCGGAAGAUCCCUGGCGGAAUCUUCGGCCCCGAAAAUGAGGCUGAGCUGUUCAGUAUCGUCAAAUUGGAGAGUAAAGAGGAGAAAUUAGCCCAAGUGCAAAGGGUGUUUCUCUCGCUCCCCAUCUACUCUCAACAUCUCCUAGUUCUUUUAUUUGGAACAUUUCGCGUGAUUCAUAGUAAUUCCGAGCAAGCCCAAACCGGGAUGACAGCCGAGGCUUUGGGAGUGUCUGUGGCACCCUCGUUUUUCCAAACCUGCGUCCUAACCGGCAAACACGCUAAGAUGGAAGAUGUCGAAAGAUUCAAGCUGGCCACCAAAGUCACCACGUUCUUCAUCGAGCAUUUCGGCGUCCGUGAUUUAUACGGACGCGAAAACUAUGAAUACUACGCCAAAUUGACUGGUCGCAUUCUACGGGUCGAAGACGAGCUCAUCUUCUUCACUUACCCAUCCAUAGCAUUUGGCCCGGGGACCCGUGACGAUAUGGAUGCCAGUUUAGAUUGCAUAGGCGCGAGUGAUGACAUCCGCCAUCAGCCCGCGGCUUUAGAAAAGACGGGCUCGCUCGAAAUCAUUCCCGAGAAUUGCACUCUCGACCCGCAGGGACGACUCUCGAUCUCACUUGAUGACCAAAACGUGUCAUCGCCCUCGUCCUGUGGGUCCCCCUCGGUUUUGGGAGGGAUUCCCGAGGCCAGUUCGUCUUCAGGAUUUCGGAGUCACACCCUCGGCCGUCCGAGUCUUCGCUACAAUCAAACGCCCACAUCUGCCUUACAACAAUCCCAACAAAGUGAAACGCUUCCAAGACGACCCGGUCGGGGGUUGGAUAGCAGGUCCCAUAUUACCCAGUGCCUACCACAGGUCCACGAAAUCCAGACUGAGCGGAUGAAACAUCGUUCGGAAUGGUUUCUAUCCGAUGCGAGUGGUCUAGUAACAGUCAAAUGCGGGCUCCGUUCCCACCCUCUUGGGUCAAGUCGACCCUCCACUCUUCUGCCCGUUGUCUCCACAAGUGCCAGAGCAGCAGCUGGUCGCGAGCUCACUUCCAAAGAAUCUGCCACGCCCCUUCCCCCUAUUGACUCAUCCUUGAUUUUGGCCCAUUCCCCUGCCCCAUCUUCGAAUGCGCCGAGUGGUAUCUGUGAUACUUCCAAGCUCUUGUCCUCCAUUACGCCCAUAGUUCCACACUCAUCCCAAGUUUCCAAAGUUCUCACUGCUGCCCCCACGACCAGCUCCCCGUCUGUGUCACUCAAUAUUCAAGGCAUUCUCGCCACACCCUCGAGUGCUCCUCCCAUCCAAUCCACGCCACUCUCUCAAGCCACUGUUGGUUUACGAAGGGGUCUCUCUGAUAAGGAUAAGGAACGUCGGCUCGUUCGACGGUCGUCUUCAAAAAAGAAAGACAAAGAAAACGGGGGUAGUGCGGUUGGCGGGGGAGCAUGUGCCACAUCUAUAUCCGGAAGUAGCGGGAACAUUGGAACGCCGGAAAAGCAAGUGGGUUCGUCUUUAGCCCUGCAUUCGUCCUCGGAGAGUAGUGGGACACCGUCCUCAACCACGGGAUCUGGUCACCAUAUCGUGAUCGGCUAUGAAAGUAGUGUGAGCGGUCGACCUCCUUUAAAACGCACGGGCUCUGUGGACGGUCAGGCAGGAUCCUCGAGUCCAUCACUUGGUGCUCAUCACCACCAUGCCAUGCUUUGUCGUACGGGAUCGCAAGACACGCCUCACCAAGCACCCCCUUCCACUCCCCCCUCAUCCGUUGCUGCCACUCAACCAUUACGAUCCACGACGGGAUCCGAGUCUCCACUGACCCGAUCUUUACCCAGGAUAUGACAGCCAAGAGAUCAAAGUCCUGGAAACCGUGUUCCUUUCCCUUGUCCUCCUUGGCCUUCCUCCAUCUCCUCCUUUCCCACAUGUUCCGCCUCCUCAGCUCCUCCUCCCAACCAACACGUCUUGAGAAAUCUACACUUGUCUUCAAUCGAAAUGAUCGUAAACCAAAGCGCUUGACCUUUAUAUGCCUUCAAGAUACAAGUAUUGUACUACAUCAACUACUACAGCAACCGCAACCACAACAACCACAGCAACCAACUACAACAUCUACUAUUAUUAUUAUUACUACUGCUAUCACGAUUACUUCUAAAACAGCAACAGCAACCACCUCUACAACCACAGGCAGUUGCUGAUCCUGGAUACUUCUCCCACAAUUGUUAAUCACUGACCCAACAUCUUUUCAUACUCUAUCAAGCCCACCAUAGACGAUCUUGGACAGUACGUAAAUUACCACAAAAUCCCAACAAUAGCAAUCCAGAAUCGGCAUUGACAUCUUUCCUCCUCACCCCUCCUCUUCCUCUUUCUUUUUCUUGGUUCGCCUGGACCUCAUCCGAGUCAUCGCUUUGUUUUACUCACCGCGAGUGUUCUAUUACGAUUAGAGUGUGUAUCUUCAAUUCGCCAAACGCACCCAUGCCUGGCAUCUAAAAAUGUGUUUCCUCCACCCUCCUCAACCGAACAGCAUUCUUGGUAUCUCUUUUUCUUAAGGCAAAAUCGAUCUCCCGGAAACGAGGUACCUCUUUCCAUUUUGUGUACAAAAAUUGGCCGUUUUCGUAUAGGAAGUAAAAUAUUCGCCCCCGUCCAUAUUGUGACGCUCCGAACUGUAACCGAGGGAGGUUCUCGUUUGUGCAUUUGCAUCCUUUGUAACCCUCGUUGUGUUCGACCCCCCACCCCGCCUCCCCCAACUCUCUCCCACAUGGCAUCCAUAUUCAACUACUCACUAGUCCCUGCCUCUCGCCCCUCAAAACGCCCCCUUUCUCGUUCUUUUGAUGUAUCCUCCCUCAUCUCCAAGUACAAAUUGAAAGCCAACUCCGUAAAGCCGUAAUUCUUCAGUGGCUUUCGUCGUGGUCGCCGUCGUUGUUCCCCCGGUUCCUCCUCCUCCUCCUCCUUCUCCUUAUUCUCCUCGUCUUAACAAUUUUAUAUACUGAAUAUCCGGGACUUUCCAGAUCUAGUCCAAGGAAACAAUCGAUUCAGGCAAAGUCAUUUGCUAUACCAAAGCAGACCUUCAAUGAAAUAUCUAGACACGUUUUAUGUUAUUUUCAUAAUGAUCAUCCUUAUUUCUACGAUUCUUAAUACGACUGCAAAAUCAAUCCUCGUUAUUACACAUCCCUUAAGUUUCAUUCCCACCCUGCUCGCUUGUUUGAUCAAUCGCGUUUCAUGUACUACGUAAAAAAAACGAUUCAAUGAAAUCCAACUCAGUCGGUUUCUAUUUAUUCUAGAAGUGAAAGUUCCAAUUGUCUUCCCCCACUCCCAACCACCCCCAUCCUCAACCCCAGCCCUUAAAUCUAUCUACCCACCCACAAUUUUGCCAUUUGUCUAAAUCUCUCGAACUUGAUCUUCACGUUUUACUUCAACGUCAUCAUUUCUCACCCUAUUAUUAUUAUCAUGAUAGUCAUCAUUCUUAUUAUCCUCGCACUGAUUGCUACCACUGUCGCCAUGGUUUUCCUUCAAAAUCACCUUUGUACAGACUUUCGAACAAGUUUUUUGAACCAAGCAUUUGUAAGAAAUUCCAAUCAUUCCAAAUUAGUGCAUAAGUGAACAAGGAAGGACAAGAAUCGCCUCUCAGCCAAGCCAACAACCAAAUAAUCGCCAUGGACUAUGUCCAUGUUUGCACACACACAUACACACUCAGACUGACAGACGCCAACCAACCAACCAAUCUAUCAAUCAAUUGAUUGUCUUGAAAUGGGUGGUGAACUUGAUGUGUUCGUCGUUGAAUCAAAUUCCCGAGUUUUUUCAUACCUUUGCUAAAUUAUUGAACACAAUUAUUAAAAUAAAAAUAAACAUUCUUAUGUGAAACUCA